Messenger RNA from Megalops cyprinoides (Indo-Pacific tarpon), 1817 nucleotides. RefSeq names its product phospholipid transfer protein. The record is from RefSeq and is a predicted model, not a curated record. Gene Ontology annotation, biological process: ceramide transport; phospholipid transport; high-density lipoprotein particle remodeling. Gene Ontology annotation, molecular function: phosphatidic acid binding; ceramide binding; phosphatidylcholine binding. The coding region runs from base 229 to 1698 and encodes 489 amino acids. Lineage: Eukaryota; Metazoa; Chordata; Actinopteri; Elopiformes; Megalopidae. The transcript has 16 exons.
GCGGGGGUGGAAUGGCUGCGCCGUACCCUCUCUGCUGGUGCAGCAGAGCCGUUUUUGGUGCAGGAUCCAGUCAGGAGAGAGAAGCCACUCUGUCAUUCUACAUGUGACGGGGAGAGAGGGAUGUGGCAGGGAAGGAGGAGGGAAGCAGGAGGGGGCAGCAUGUUCAAGCGCAGGGGACGUAUCGGCGGAUGAGUUCGUUGCUGCUGUCUGCAUGUUCUGUGAGACACCAUGGCCCCCUGCAGAGUGGUCAUCAUUUUCCUGCUACACUUCAUAACCAUGAUGAAUGCUGAGCCCCCCGGCUGCAAGAUCCGGAUUACCUCCAGGGGUCUUGAAAUGUUGAAAUAUGAGACGCAGAGGUUUGUGGAGGAGGAGCUGGGGAACAUCACCAUGCCCGACCUGCAGGGCAGUGAGGGUCGCUUCCAGUACACCAUCAAAGAGGUGCAGAUCAAGGAAUUGAACCUCACCGACGCAGACCUGCGCUUCCACCCUGAUUUCGGCCUGCUCUUUGAAGUGCAGAACUCCUCCAUCGCUCUCAGUUUCAAGCGUAAAAUCCUCUACUGGUUCUUCUAUGAUGUGGGGUACAUCAACGCCUCCGCGGAGGGGGUGAACAUUCACACGGCUCUGCACCUGACAAGAGACGACUACGGACGUCUCAAGAUCUCCAAUGUCUCCUGCGACGCAGCGGUCGCGAAAAUGCGAGCCAAGUUUUCUGGGACUCUCGGGAGGGUGUAUGAUUUCUUGGCUACUUUCCUGACAACAGGAAUGCGCUUCAUUUUAAACCAGCAGAUUUGCCCAGCUCUGAACCAUGCUGGUUUGAUUCUGAUUAACUCAUUGCUGGAUACAAUCCCAGUGCGCUCGAAGGUAGACAAGUAUGUUGGGAUUGACUAUUCUCUUCUGAGUGAUCCUGUGGUGACCGCCAGCAGUCUGGAUAUGGACUUCAGGGGCAUGUUCUAUGACCUCAACAACGAGAACGACACCAUGGUGAACUACGCGGUCUACCCGGUGGUCAGAGAGUACGACCGCAUGGUCUAUCUCGCCCUGUCCGAGUAUUUCUUCGACAGCGGCAUGUACGCCUACUACAAAGCUGGGGUGUUCAAAAUGCAGAUCGCUCAUGAGCGGAUGCCAAAAGAUCUGGAGAUGCUCCUAAGGACGACAUAUUUUGGCACAAUCAUGAUGCUGAACCCUGCUGUGGUGGAAGCCCCAAUUUCCUUAGAGCUGGAGGUGACGUCAUCUCCUCGUUGUGUCAUCAAGACGUCCGGAGCCAGCGUGUUUGUCAAUGCAGUGGUGACAGUGAUGUUGCUGCCUGUCGGACAGCCACCCGUCCAGCUCAGCAGCAUGACUAUGGAAUCCAAACUGAAUGCUAAGGUGUCCAUGAAGGGAAAGAGGCUGGCUGUUCAUAUGGACUUGAGAAGGUUUAAAAUCUACUCCAAUCAGUCUGCACUGGAAUCACUGGCGCUUAUUCCUCUACAAGGACCCUUGAAAACCAUGUUGCAGCUGUCUGUGGUGCCAAUUAUUAACAGUCGAACCAAGAAAGGUGUUCAAAUCCCACUGCCCGAGGGGAUGGACUUUAUUGAGGAAGUGGUGGAAUAUCACAACGGCUUCAUCAUCAUCGGGGCCAACCUGCAUUUUACUAAGGGUCUGAGGGAGGUGAUUGAGAGGAAUCAGCAUGCACUGGAGAACAACAGCACUGUGGUGUGAGCUGGAGAAUGAAGAAUCUGGCAGAGACUGACAGAAAUGUUUCCACCCGGACCUCCCAAAACACACACACGCACAUGCACGCAUACACACACACACACACACACACACACAUGCUUACA